AUGCCUUCAUAUGCUAAAUUCCUUAAAGAGAUUCCAUCCAACAAGAAAAAGCUUGGGGAUGAUGAAACUGUUAUGCUUAUUUCCGAGUAUAGCGCUAUUAUUCAAAAUAACGUGCCUCCUAAAUUGAAAGACCCUGGUAGCUUUUCCAUACCUUGUGUAAUCGGAAAGUUUAUCAUAGAUAAAGCUCUAUGCGAUUUAGGAGCCAGUGUUAGUCUAAUGCCCUUAUCCACAUGCGAAAAACUCAAUCUAGGAGAAUUAACACCAACAAAGAUGUCUCUACAACUAGUUGACCGUUCUGUUAAAUAUCCAAUGGGUAUGCUAGAGAACGUUCCCGUUCGUAUAUGA
Messenger RNA from Lathyrus oleraceus (garden pea), 345 nucleotides. RefSeq lists its product as uncharacterized. The transcript has a single exon. Lineage: Eukaryota; Viridiplantae; Streptophyta; Magnoliopsida; Fabales; Fabaceae. The coding region runs from base 1 to 345 and encodes 114 amino acids. The record is from RefSeq and is a predicted model, not a curated record.